AUGAUAACACCGAUACCGCCCCAAAUAUCAUCAGAAAUGAGAGAGUCUGAAAAUAACGUGAUUCGUAAUCCACCACCACCUGCAUACCAAGAUACGAUAGGACACGGCUUUGUAGGAGAAACGUACUAUCAACCACCGCCACCGCCACCCACUCCUCCUCCUCCUCCUCCUCCUGCAAUGGCGACACGCGUGACCGAAUUUUAUUCACCACCAAAUAAUAGACGCCUUGCCAUGAGAAGACGUUUUUCAACUUUCUUUUGCGUUUUCUUCCUGCUGGUGAUAGUUGUUGGUUUAGCCGCUGGAUUAACUCGGACUGGUUAUGACAGCUGUGAAUGUCGGAGUAAUGAAGAUUGCGUUGGAUUAUACGGUAGGAUUAUAAGAGCUUAUAACCAGUCUGUGCUGGUUUUUAUUGUUACAACACCUGCGAAUGUGCUACUAGAAACUAAAGCUUAUUUGGUGAAAAUCUCUUCCAUCUUACAUCAUUCAGAGUGA
Mucor mucedo is the source of this 492-nucleotide messenger RNA. RefSeq lists its product as uncharacterized. The record is from RefSeq and is a predicted model, not a curated record. NCBI's taxonomy places the organism in Eukaryota, Fungi, Mucoromycota, Mucoromycetes, Mucorales, Mucoraceae. The transcript has 4 exons. The coding region runs from base 1 to 492 and encodes 163 amino acids.